AUGUGCGACGGAUGGUCCGACCUCUCUUGCUUCGCAAACACACUCCAGUUGUGCGUGAAGCCAGUGCUAGACAUACCGUCUGUUUCAAAGGUCGUUGGAAAGUGCCGUAAACUAGUAGGGCACUUCAAGCACUCAACCACGCUAACAGCGGAACUUCUGCGACGACAGGAACUGCAACAGCGAGAGCCCAACAAGUCGACAUAUGCCCUCAUACAGGAUGUACCGACACGUUGGAAUUCUACGCAAAUGAUGUUAAGUCGCCUUCAUCAGCUCAGGCCUGCGGUAUACAAAAAACGCAACAUCCACCACCCACCUUCCACCACCAUCCUCCACCCAUCAUCAACCCACCACCACCCAUCACCCACCACUACCACCAUCCACCACCCAACACCACCCACCAACCACCACCACAUACCAUCCACCACCCACCAUCCACAACCCACACACCACCCACCACCAUCAUCCACCACCCACCAUCUACCACCCACUACCCACCAUCCACCACCCACCACCGACCACCACCCUCCACUCACCACCCACCCACCACCACCCACAAUUCACCAUCCACCACUCACCCACCACCCACCCAGCACCACCUACCAUCCACCAUCCACCACCAUCCACCACCCAGCAUGCACCACCUACCAUCCACCACAACCACCCUCCACCCACCACCAACCCACCAUCCACCACCAACCAUCCGCAACCAACCAUCCACCACCUACCAACCACCACUCACCAUCCACCACCACCCACCCACCGCCCAUCACCCACCGUCCACCAGCCACCAUCCACCACCCACUAUCUACCACCCAACACAAACCACCCUCAAAACCCAUUACCACCCACCAACCACCACCACCUACCACCCACAACCCACCAUCCGCCAUCCACCACCAACCACCCAUCCCCCACCACCCACCAUCCACCCACCACCACCCACCUCCACCAACCAUCCACCACCAACCACCCACCAUCCACCAACCACCACUUAUUCAUCAUCAACCGACUACCACCCACCUACCACCAUCCACCACCCACAACCCGCCACCCACCAUUCGACACCCACCAUCCACCACUCACCAUUCACAAUCCACGAAUAACCACCCACCACCCACCACCACCUACCACCCACUAUCCACCACCCACCAUCCACCACCCCACCAUCCAUUACCCACCAUCCACCACCCACCUCCCAUCUCCCACCACUCAACAUGCAUCACCCACCAUCCACCAUAA
Messenger RNA from Dreissena polymorpha, 1239 nucleotides. RefSeq lists its product as uncharacterized. Lineage: Eukaryota; Metazoa; Mollusca; Bivalvia; Myida; Dreissenidae. Bases 1 to 1239 code for a protein of 412 amino acids. The record is from RefSeq and is a predicted model, not a curated record. The transcript has a single exon.